AUGUCUUAUCCUCGGGUGGACGGAGGGGUCAAGGCAGGUAAAAGUUUCGGUGAGAUUGCCCUGAUCAGUGACAACUGCGUCCGGAACGCCAGCAUCAUCUCUGACGUGGAGAGUGACCUGCUCGUCAUACACAGGGACCUCUUCAACACCUAUAUGAAGGCCAGCCAAGUCGCCGAGUACGAAGAGAAGCGAGACUUCGUGGACGGCUGUUCUCUCUUCCACGGCUGGAACACCAAGUUCCGGGGUCUGCUCGAGAUGAGCCUCCGGAAGGAAGUCUUCCCCUACGGGGCUGUCAUUGUGCAGCAGGGCGCCCCAGUCACAGGCCUCGUUUUCAUAUUGAGUGGUCAGGCAAAGCUGAUAAUGGAACCAGCAAAACACGAGGUCCAGUUCGCAGAGAUCAUGAAGAAGAAGGACUUGCUGGCCCCAAAACAGAAAAG
Messenger RNA from Aplysia californica (California sea hare), 437 nucleotides. RefSeq lists its product as uncharacterized. Lineage: Eukaryota; Metazoa; Mollusca; Gastropoda; Aplysiida; Aplysiidae. The record is from RefSeq and is a predicted model, not a curated record.